Molecule: messenger RNA, 1117 nt
Organism: Thunnus maccoyii (southern bluefin tuna)
Lineage: Eukaryota; Metazoa; Chordata; Actinopteri; Scombriformes; Scombridae
Gene: snrpa1
Product: small nuclear ribonucleoprotein polypeptide A'
Exons: 9
Coding region: 111-1007 (298 amino acids)
Biological process (GO): mRNA splicing, via spliceosome
Cellular component (GO): U2 snRNP
Molecular function (GO): protein binding; U2 snRNA binding
Source: RefSeq, a predicted model, not a curated record
AAAGAAGCGGAAGAAGGAAGAAAGAGAAGAAGAAGCGUGUUUGCAGCAUUACGCGCCGAACAACUGCUGCAAAAGAAAGAAUCUCUGUAACGUCUGUUAUACGCUUCGAUAUGGUGAAAUUAUCUGCGGAGCUAAUUGAGCAGGCUGCUCAAUAUACUAACCCUGUGAGAGACAGAGAGUUGGAUUUACGAGGUUAUAAAAUCCCAGUGCUUGAAAACCUUGGAGCUACUCUGGACCAGUUUGACACCAUUGACUUCUCUGAUAAUGAAGUCAGAAAACUGGACGGUUUCCCUCUUCUCAAAAGACUCAAAACAUUACUAAUGAACAACAACAGGAUUUGCCGCAUAGGUGAAAAUCUGGAGCAGUCUCUGCCUAGUCUGACAGAACUGGUUCUCACAAACAACAAUAUUCAGGAGCUGGGUGACUUAGACCCACUGGCUACAGUGAAGACAUUGACCCUUCUCAGUCUGUUAAGGAAUCCAGUGACAAACAAGAAGCAUUACAGGCUCUAUGUCAUCAACAAAAUCCCACAGAUCCGUGUGCUUGACUUCCAGAAGGUCAAGCUCAAGGAACGCCAGGAGGCGGAGAAAAUGUUCAAGGGCAAACGAGGUGCUCAACUUGCAAAGGAUAUUGCCAAGCGAACAAAAACAUUCACUCCUGGAGUGGCAGCGCAGCUUGAGAAGAAGAGGACGGGGCCGUCUCAAGCAGAUGUGGAAGCCAUCAAGAAUGCGAUUGCUAACGCCUCAUCAUUGGCAGAGGUGGAGAGGCUGAAAGGGAUGCUGCAGGCUGGUCAGAUCCCUGGCCGAGAUCUCAGACAAGGUCCAGCUGGGAUGGAGGAGGAGGAGGAGGAGGAGGAAGAAGAAGAGGAGGAGGAAGAGGAGGAAGAUGGUGACCCUGCACAGAUGGUGGCACAUAUGAGUGGAGGUGCUGUAGAGGAGAUGGAUGAGGGAGAUGAAGAGGGUGAUGUAGAAGAUAUGGAUGAAGAGCCACAUGUUAAUGGCUCCUGAGUACCCUGAAAGCAUUUUUGUUUUUUCUAUGUUGUAGAUUUCUUUGUGUUGGACAUUUAUCAGGGCUGUUUUAUUUAGUACAAUGACAUACAUUAAACUGAUUUCUUAUA